This is a messenger RNA of Knipowitschia caucasica, 375 nucleotides long. Lineage: Eukaryota; Metazoa; Chordata; Actinopteri; Gobiiformes; Gobiidae. The record is from the annotation of a GenBank genome assembly.
AUGCCCGACCUCUCCAUCACGUCUCAUGACAAGCGCACGGGAAACACAAAAGCUACGCUGGACACCAAUGCUAGGACCCCUGCCUCAGGCCUGCCACUGAUCGGAGGAGACCUGCUGCAGGCUGGAGGGGGUGGACACAGUCUCACAGCCCGCUCCUGCUUCUCCCUCUCCGCUCAGUCUCUGAGGAGCAGCGCUUUCACGCACCACGCACACUUGGAUUAUUACACGCUUCUCACAUCGUUCGCCUCCGCUGUGACCUGCGACACUGAUGAACGGGACCUGGUCUUAUCUCUGCUGCUUUGUUUUGAUCCGCCGCGUUGUGACUUAACUGCUGCUUCUGUCACGCGGAGUGUGCGUAAAUCCGGGGGUUCCUGA